AUGAACUUGAUCAAUAUAAUUCAAGCGAUAAAGUACAAGUAUCAAGAGGAUAAAAUGACCCGUGUGAUAAUUGAUCCCAUCACUAAAAAAGAUGUCAACAAAACAUUUUUGUUAAUCUCAUCAAAAGGUGUAAGGAAGAGACUGGAAAGUUUAUUCGUCUUGUUUCGGAAUGAAAGAAACCAAGAAGAAUAUGUUGCAAUCGUUAAAAUUGAAAUUAGACAAUUUAGAAUUCGAGCCCAGCCCUUCAUGUUAUAUGAAUUGAAAGUUGAAACAUCAAGCGGCAGCAGUUUUGCGAUUCGAUGUCACAAAUUGAAAAUGAAAAGUUACUCCACACUUAGUAUUGCUAAUAAUAACCAACUUACAAACACUCUACGAUUUCUUUUUGAUUCAAAAGUUUCGCUUUUAAGUUUUGAGCAUUCAAUUAUGACGUCACAAUCUGCAGACAGCUGA
Clunio marinus is the source of this 450-nucleotide messenger RNA. The record is from the annotation of a GenBank genome assembly. Lineage: Eukaryota; Metazoa; Arthropoda; Insecta; Diptera; Chironomidae.